Neltuma alba is the source of this 1785-nucleotide messenger RNA. Its product is annotated as benzyl alcohol O-benzoyltransferase. Lineage: Eukaryota; Viridiplantae; Streptophyta; Magnoliopsida; Fabales; Fabaceae. The coding region runs from base 40 to 1491 and encodes 483 amino acids. The record is from RefSeq and is a predicted model, not a curated record. The transcript has 2 exons.
UUAAUAUAAUAUAAAAGCAUUAGGUGAGUACCACACACAAUGAAUCUGCUCUAUAAAGAUGCAUGGGCCACUACGCUCCCUGCAACCAACCAACCAACCUUCUCAGCUUUAUAUCCAUAUUUCAUUAUGGCCUCUCAAGCCUUAUCAUUCACAGUUCGUCGUUGCCAGCCGGAGCUAAUUGCUCCGGCGAAGGCGACGCCCCGUGAAGUGAAGCUUUUAUCAGACAUCGACGACCAAGAGGGUCUUCGGUUCCAAAUUCCAGUGAUUCAGUUCUAUCGUUAUAAUGCUUCCAUGAGAGGAAAAGAUCCCGUUAAGGUGAUCAGAAAAGGUUUGGCUGAGACUCUGGUGUUCUUCUAUCCCUUCGCCGGCCGUCUGCUGGAAGGGCCAAACCGGAAACUUAUGGUGGAUUGCAAUGGUGACGGCGUCCUUUUCAUCGAAGCAGAUGCUGAUAUCACUCUGGAGGCAUUUGGUGAUGCUCUUCAGCCUCCUUUCCCUUGCUUGGAAGAGCUUCUAUAUGAUGUUCCUGGCACUUCACCCGUUCUUAAUACUCCACUUCUUCUUAUUCAGGUGACACGUCUGAAAUGCGGUGGUUAUAUUUUCGCCUUACGCCUUAAUCACACAAUGAGUGAUGCUGCUGGUCUCGUUCAAUUCAUGAGCGCGUUAGGUGAAGUAGCUCGUGGUGCGCAUGAGCCAUCAAUUCCGCCCGUUUGGAACAGGGAGCUUCUAAAUGCAAGAGAACCACCACGCGUGACAUGCACCCAUCGUGAAUACGAUGAAGUCCCUGAUACAAAAGGAACCAUCAUCCCCUUAGAUGACAUGGUCCAUCGUUCUUUCUUCUUUGGGCCCAACGAAGUUGCUUCGAUUCGCACUCAAAUUCCCUACCACCUUCGUCAAUCUUCUGAUUUUGAAAUAAUCACGGCGUUCUUAUGGCGUUGCCGUACAAUGGCUUUGCAACCUGAUGAUGAUGAAGAAGUUCGCAUAAUAUGUAUUGUUAAUGCUCGUGCCAAAUUUAACCCUCCAUUGCCGGCAGGUUAUUAUGGCAAUGCCUUCGCCUUUCCGGUGGCCGUGACCACUGCUAGAAAACUAUGUCAGAACCCACUCGGAUAUGCUUUAGAGUUGGUGAAGAAAGCCAAAGGUGAUGUGACUAAGGAAUAUAUGCACUCUUUGGCAGAUUUAAUGGUGAUCAAGGGGCGACCUCAUUUCACGGUGGUGAGGUCAUACUUGGUUUCAGAUGUGACACGAGCGGGAUUUGGUGAUGUGGAUUUUGGGUGGGGGAAGGCGGUGUAUGGCGGUCCGGCAAAAGGAGGAGUGGGAGCCAUUCCUGGGGUGGCAAGCUUUUAUAUACCAUUUAAGAAUGCUCAUGGACAAGAAGGUCUAGUGAUACCAGUUUGUUUACCUGGGGAAGCCAUGAAGAGAUUUGUAAAGGAGUUAGAUAGCUUGCUCAAGAAUUACUCUCAAAAUCCGAGGCUAUUUGUCACUUCUUCCUUAUAAUUGGAUUUUCUAUAAUAUGUGUCAAAGCUAGCUACUGGAGUUUUGGGAGUUGAGUCAUCACAUGGCUUAAGUGAAAACUCAACUAUGUACAAUAUGAGAUACGUGUGAUGAGUAUCUCCCUUUAAUUAAUUAGCACUCUAAUUUCUUUUGGUAGUUUUGUGUGUGGUGCUUAAGUAAAUGUUUGAAUUGCUUGUAAGAGUUUAGUUACUAAAAUAGGGGGAAACAUUUGUAAGAAGUGGUAAUAUAUGUAUUGAAAAUGAGGACAUUUAAUAUUCCAUGUCAUAUUGUCUAGGA